Dama dama (fallow deer) is the source of this 807-nucleotide messenger RNA. It is a transcript of the gene CTRC, whose product is annotated as chymotrypsin C. Gene Ontology annotation, molecular function: serine-type endopeptidase activity. Gene Ontology annotation, biological process: proteolysis. The transcript has 8 exons. Bases 1 to 807 code for a protein of 268 amino acids. The record is from RefSeq and is a predicted model, not a curated record. NCBI's taxonomy places the organism in Eukaryota, Metazoa, Chordata, Mammalia, Artiodactyla, Cervidae.
AUGUUGGGCAUCACGGUCUUCACCGCGUUCCUGGCCUAUGCCUCCAGCUGCGGGAUCCCCAUCUUCCAGCCCAACCUAUCAGCCCGCGUGGUGGGAGGAGAGGACGCCAUUCCUCACAGCUGGCCCUGGCAGAUCUCCCUCCAGUACCUCAAGGAUGACACGUGGAGGCACACGUGUGGCGGCACCUUGAUCACCCCCAGCCACGUCCUCACAGCCGCCCACUGCAUCAGCAACACCCUGACAUACCGCGUGGGCCUGGGGAAGAACAACCUGGAGGUGGAGGACGAGGCAGGCUCCCUCUACGUGGGUGUGGACACCAUCUUUGUCCACGAAAAGUGGAACUCCUUCCUCAUUCGCAAUGACAUUGCCCUUAUCAAGCUGGCAGAGACUGUGGAACUGAGUGACACGAUCCAGGUGGCCUGCCUGCCAGAGGCGGGUGCCUUGCUGACUCAGGACUACCCCUGCUACGUCACUGGCUGGGGCCGUCUCUACACCAAUGGCCCCAUUGCCGCUGAGCUGCAGCAGGGCCUGCAGCCCGUGGUGGAUUAUGCCACGUGCUCCCAGAGAGACUGGUGGGGCAGCACGGUGAAGGAAACCAUGGUCUGUGCCGGAGGCGACGGAGUCAUCUCAGCCUGCAACGGGGACUCGGGUGGCCCCCUGAACUGCCAAGCUGAGAACGGCAACUGGGAUGUGCAAGGCAUCGUCAGCUUCGGCUCCGGGCUGGGCUGCAACACCUACAAGAAGCCCACGGUCUUCACCCGUGUGUCUGCCUACAUCGACUGGAUCAACGAGAAACUGCAGCUGUGA